Candidozyma auris is the source of this 1269-nucleotide messenger RNA. RefSeq names its product Tip41p (gene TIP41). NCBI's taxonomy places the organism in Eukaryota, Fungi, Ascomycota, Pichiomycetes, Serinales, Metschnikowiaceae. Bases 1 to 1269 code for a protein of 422 amino acids. Gene Ontology annotation, cellular component: cytosol. Gene Ontology annotation, biological process: TOR signaling. The record is from RefSeq and is a predicted model, not a curated record. The transcript has a single exon.
AUGUCUCUGCCAGAGCAAUUCUCCAAACCCGAUCACCCUCCAGACCCGAAAGUGCCUCCGACCUCGGCUUCGCAACACGGUAUCAGCGCCUUCCAUAUAAACCAAGCAAGAGAACAAGUAAAGCUUCACACACUGGGCCGUUUACCGCCUACCGCUAGCGCCAGUGCUGUAGCCAGAGGUCCAGAACAUACUGCAAACACAGUUAUUCAGAAUACCCAGGACCUUCAUGCCAGAGUGCCCUUGAGGAACCCCUCUCUAGGUACUACAGCUGCUCCAAACUACAGUGAUCCCCAUCACAAUCAUUACACAAAGGCACAAGUUUCGGUGCCAGCGAAAAGUCACAAUGGGAAAUGUGAGAACCCACAGUGUGGCCAUUGUGGCACUGUGAUCAUUCCUCUGCCGAAGGCGUCGUUUCCGUUUGAGCAGAACCCCUCGAUUACAGUAAACGAUUGGAGCAUAUACACGAUGAAGGGUCCAAUUCUCCUGCUGGACGAAUUGGACCACUUGAAUGACACGAGGUUCGAGUUUCCUUUGCCAGAGAUGAUAUUUGGCAAUAACCACGUGCGAUUGGUCAACGACAAGACGGGCGCAGCUAUUGAAUUCAACACCUUGGAUGCGUUGGACUCACUAAACGAAGAGGCCGAUUUUAAGGUCAGUUACUAUGAAGAGUGGCUCAGCACGCGGCCCAAGGCUAAAGCUGAUGCCGUGAACAAAGAGGCUUUAUCAGGAUCCGGUCCCGCAUCUGGGUCUGGCUCGGUAUCGGGGUCAGAGCUUGAAUCUGUGAAACCUUACGAUUGGACCUACUCUACAAACUACAAGGGCACACUAACGAAGGCUCAAUUUAAACCUACAGAAAAGGCUAUUCCGGUGCAGAAGCUUCUUCGACCCGACCCCAUCUUGUUCUUUGAUGAGUCCAUCUUGUUCGAGGACGAGCUAGGCGACAAUGGCAUUUCGAUGCUCUCCACCAAAGUUAGAGUGAUGCACCUGUGCUUGCUUCUCUUGUGUCGGUUCUUCUUGCGUGUGGAUGAUGUGGCCUUCAGAAUCAGAGACACGAGGGUUUUCAUUGACUUUGAGUCGAACGAAGUGUUGAGAGAGUACAAGACCCAGGAGGCUCUGUACGAUGAUAUGUGCCAGAAACUACCCAGAACAGCUGAUCCAAAGAGACAUUUGCGGGACGCUGGUUGGGUCUCCCAAAACAUGCCUCUAGUGAAUCGUGAAAUAGAAGAGCUCGUAGGUGAGCUGAGUAAAGAAGCCAGUCUACAGUCCUGA